Molecule: messenger RNA, 4911 nt
Organism: Myodes glareolus (Bank vole)
Lineage: Eukaryota; Metazoa; Chordata; Mammalia; Rodentia; Cricetidae
Gene: Parm1
Product: prostate androgen-regulated mucin-like protein 1
Cellular component (GO): late endosome; plasma membrane; early endosome
Source: RefSeq, a predicted model, not a curated record
CUCGGGCAGCUGGGAUGGAGCAGAAGUGCGCCUGGCGCCGCAGGGCACACAGCUGACUCCGUGCGCCACCUCCUUUACGCCUAGCACCGCCAGACACCAAAGCUGCCACAGUAGCUGCCUGGACUGAUCGCGCCGGGCGGUCAGCACUACCCUCUUCUCCCGCAGCCCACUGGGCGGUUAGAGGAGCUGCCCGUGCCCGGACGCACUUGGCCAGCCCCGGGAAACUCUUCCCUAGCAGCGUCCAGCUCGGUACCGAGUGCCGGAGUAACAUGGUUUGCAAGGGGCUCAUCGCUCUCUGCAUCUUCACCGCAGGACUGAGGGUACAGGGGGGACCGACAUCAACCCCAGUGCCUGUUUCCCUUCUGACAAAAAUGACCCCCUCUCCAGCCACCUUGACUACCUCUGCACAAAACACGGCUGUGACCAGUACCCCCGUGUCCGGUGGCACUCCCAACGCCUCACUUCUCCCCACUGCUGCUGCAUCCUUGCCAUCUCAGCUCUCCAAGAACAUUUCCACUGUCCCCAGAGAAGAGGCUGUCACCAGCCCAGCUUCGAAGUGGAAUGGCAGCAACACAGAGUCACCUGCCAGCUUCUCCCCAACGAGCAACGAUGCCCACUUGACACCCACUCCCAAGGAGCACGGUCCUGAAACGAACGUGCCAACCACUACGCCCCAGCCACCCACGCUCAUGUCUUCUCAGACUCCAUCCUCAACAUCCACACUCCAGGCAACUUCCCCACUGGAGUCUCUGUCUGCCUCCAGCAUCUCUAACCACAGCUCCGUGGUGACCAGCAUCCAGUCCACAGGAGCUCCGACGGCUCCCACGUCCCCAACAGAGGGGCCCAGCUCUAGUCAGACACCCACUUCCCAUGUUACAGCCGAGCUGGCACCCAAGGAGAAAUCACCCCAAGAUGCUGAGCAUGACAAAGUGGACUGUGAGUCGGAGACCACCACCCCCUUCCUGAUCAUGCAAGAAGUGGAGAAUGCCUUAAGUUCAGGCAGUAUCGCCGCCAUCACUGUGACAGUCAUCGCCGUGGUGUUGUUGGUGUUUGGAGCCGCGGCAUAUCUAAAGAUCAGGCAUUCCUCCUACGGAAGGCUGCUGGACGACCAUGACUACGGGUCCUGGGGAAACUACAACAACCCUCUCUAUGACGACUCCUAACAAAGGAAGGUGGCUGGGCACAAGAAGUAGCUGUCCUUUAUUUAUAACUGCUUAUCCAGUAGAAUUAAUAACAAGUACUUGAUGCUCAUUGAACGACAAUCGCAAGCCCUGUUUUGUUGGUAUGGUUGUUUUGUUUUGUUUUGUUUUGUUUUCUCCUCCCUCUCCUCUGGCUGCUACUACAACAUCCCCCUUCUGGUACAAAAGAACCAUUUUGUACAAGCCAAUGGAGGCCGAUUUGCAGCUGGCACGGGCCAUUUUGCACUGACCAGGUCGGACACCAUGAGAUGGUGGCUGCAGCCCCCACCGCAAGACCCAUCGGAAGGACUGAGGAAAAGGGCUCGGGCUGCCCUGUUGGGGAUUUAAUUUGAGGGGAACUUUUGGUUUGGGUUAUUUCUUAAACUUCUCUAUCGGAAAUUACAUGGAGGAUCAGUGGGGAGAAGAGAAAGGAAUCCCUGGAGGCUAUCACCCUGUGUGGAGGAAGCAAGGGUUUCUUGAUUUCUUUGUAAUCCUUCUUUGCCUGGCUGUAUCUGACAGGACGCCUACUUGGUCCUACAAGCAGAUAGACAACUCUUAGCUGCCUAAUUAGGAAAGAUGAAAGACAGCUGUACCCAGGAGGAGACCAGCAGGCAAGAGCAAAGCAGCCCAGCGGGCUGCUGUCAAUCUUAGCACGCUCUCAACCUGUUCUCCCCAUGCAGGCCACUGGAAAGCAAUAGGGAUCCUAGCCCAUUCCCCAACCAGGGCACCGGAAGGCAAUGGGGAUCCCAGCCCACUGGCUUUCAGAACAGUUACAGCACAGUUUCAAAAGAGAGACUGAGAGGUGAGCUGAAGAACAGUAAGGAAGAGGAAUGUGGAGAAUAAGGGUGGGGGAAGAAGGGAGGGACCAAAGCUCACAGGGACCCUCUUGAAGGAAGGAGGAGCCAGCUCCCCAUGGUAGUGGGAGAUACCUAAAUCCUGGAGGAGCCCAGAGAACUCUCACUUCGCACACAGAAAGCAACAGGUGGGGAAUGGGCUAUAUGCUGUUUUAAAAUAAUGUUUUAAAAUACAGUUAUCCUUCCAUAGGAGGUAGACACCGAGAAUUACGUGUUUAUUCCCCCUAACAUCUACCUUACUCAUUCUUCCUUUUAAUAAAUGAACACCCCUGGAUCUCCAGUCUCAAAAUCCUGUACAACAAGUUUUGAGAAAUAGACAUUUUCCUUUACCGGCAUUCAUUUACUUCCCUUAUUAACCUUCAGGGAAUGAUUUUGUCCCCACACCCACCCCGGCCAGGGACAUUUGAACAUGUCCGGUGGCCAUUCUUUGACUGCUACUGCUUAUCCUGAAACACGACUAACACGGCUGUGGCUCCUUUGCACAGGACAAGCUGCCACCACAAAGAGCCUCCUACCCAACACAUCAAAGGCUGCCAUUGAGGCCGAGAUGUCUUGUGAUGUCCCUGUGGUGUAAAAAGGCACUCGCACAUCAGUAAAAACCCUUUCAUUUUUAACAAAGUGAAAAUGAUGUUUUUUUUCUCCAGAGCGUUCACUCAUUGACUGAUAGGUUGCUUUCCGGCAUGUGCAGUUGCUUUAUAUUGUUGCUGUUUCUAGAGAGCUUCGCUGCAGGGCUGCACCUCUGUUCAGCAAGAUCUGAUCCUGGGACCCAGCAUCUUAGACCCCAAUUUCAUGUAGUAGAGAGCAUGCGCCUUAAAAUGUGUUACGUUGUCCUAUGAUGUCACAGAGAACAAGAAACCAUCAGUUUUUAAUUCCUCAGACAGAUCCUGCCCUGUGAUUCUGUUGAAAAAAAUAAAUAAAUAAAAGAACACUCUAGUGCUAUCGUCCACCCCUCCAGUGUGGAGAUCACAAAUAGGGGUACUGCCCACAACCUGCCAUCCAGGUGCUGGGGAAAGAUCUUCCCAAAUCUCAGAGGUGCCAAAAGGAAAGAACGAUCAUCAGAGGUCAUCUGCAAGCAGAGAGGGGUUCGCAGAGAUUAAGAUAACCCUGAAUAUGAACAGACAAGGGCGCGCGCAUGUGUGCGCACACACAGACACACAGACACACACACACAGACACACACACACACACACACACACACGAACCUCCUCAUAAAAACUACAAGGGUAUGCCCUCUGGCCAAGCUUGACAUUAACAGCUGUCCCUCAUUGUUGCCUGAUCGCUUCACAGGUCUCCAGUUAGGCAAAGGACAGGGCAUUCUACAUCUCAUUUUCCUCCACCAGCCCAAAACCUUUUUGACACAUGACACAAAGCUCUCCAUGAAACACUUUAGGAGACUGUACUUCAGGAAUCCCUUCCGGGAUCAGUCCUAGGCCAGAGGAACCAGCUUCCCUCCCAGAGCCCUCACCUGUUAGAAACCAAGGACACAGAAUUUUUUUUUUUAGCGCCAAAGGAUGCCAUUGUGCAUGAACACGUGACUGCUUUUGCUCUGGUUAACUUCCAAUUGCUUCCAGCAAAACACAGCACAGUCAUACGCAGUGAGGUGACAGCAUCCCCUCAAAACUCAAAGCAUGACCCUUGCUUUGCUUGAUAGUAUAAAAUAUGUACAUGUGAGAAUUUACUUUGCCAAAUAUAUUUUUCUUCUGUUUAAUUGGUCUAGAGAGAUCCCAGCAUCUUUAUUCUACAAAUGUUGCCACACACACACACACACACACACACACACACACACACACACACACACACCUCUGACGUAUAUGCCAAUAAUUGAUAUCCUUUACCUCAGGGAGAGUUAGUUCAAGUCUGUACAAGGGAAAUUAGUGGCCCUAGUGAAUCUAAAUAGUCACGCCCCAUCAUGGAUAGGACUGGCUCUAUGCUUUAGAGAGAAAGCCGGAGCAGAAAGCGAGCUAGGAGCCUCUUCUCAAUGGACUGCAAGUAACCAGAGAAUGAUAUGCAACUCUGUUUUCUUUUCCUGGGACCCUGGUGGGACCCCCAGUCCUCCCUGCACAGCUGUGUCUUCAUUUAUAAAAUGGGGGUGAUGCCUUCUGAGUAGUCUCGCCCCUUCCUAACUCACAGACAUAUUGUGAGGAUUAAUGAAAUUGUGUCAACAGUGUUUUCAUUUUCUGGAGAGAAGCUAUUUAUGGACAUUUCAAGUAUUAUAUAGAUAUAUAAGUGAUCUCAGUUUCUUAUGUGCUGUUAUACUGGCGUGUCAUUUUUACUUAUCCUAUAAGCUCCAGUUAAUGUCAUGGCCACAUCCGAUGGCCAUCAGCACUCUGAACUUCCCUCCCAUGCACUUGCAUGAUGCAGGGUCACCUGGCCUGGAACCACAAAGGAUGGUCUCCCCUCUGACUGUAAAGAUGGCCCAGGACACAGGUCUCAGAGGCAUGCAUCAGGAUCCAGGUUCAGGGAUGCCUGAGCACUAAUGGCAGAAGACCUCUGGCUCGUACACCCCGAGGUCUCCGAGGAGUAGACCGUUGUCUAAUGUGAUCUGUUUGCCCUUCAUCUUGCUUGCAAGGGUGCAUGGUUCAAUCCUGUGCAUCUUGAAAACUUGCGAAUGGUCCGGAUGCUAAUUUGCACGUCGAUUCACCUUUGCCUUUAACCUUCUUUUGAAGGCAAAUGGAUGUACCAUUUCAACUUUGAUCCUGGAAAGGUUAGCUGAUAUUCGCCCUUUGCCACAUUUCUCUCUUGGACUAAGUUAGCUGACACUGUUGAAAGCUGAGAAGGUGUGCAACAUCUUUGAUAUUUGAUGACAUCAUAUCUACAUUUGUUAUAAGAUCUAUUGCAUACCAAUUAUCAUUCUACCAAUUAAAGUGGUUAAAAGCUUG